Coffea eugenioides is the source of this 1287-nucleotide messenger RNA. Its product is annotated as protein trichome birefringence-like 19. Bases 1 to 1287 code for a protein of 428 amino acids. The transcript has 2 exons. Lineage: Eukaryota; Viridiplantae; Streptophyta; Magnoliopsida; Gentianales; Rubiaceae. Gene Ontology annotation, cellular component: Golgi apparatus. Gene Ontology annotation, molecular function: O-acetyltransferase activity. The record is from RefSeq and is a predicted model, not a curated record.
AUGGAGCUUCCCCUAUUCAUGAACAGAAAGGUGGAGAAAAUUCCUAUUAUACUUCUUCUCCUUACUGCACUGAUUCUUCUGGCUAUUGUGAAACCUGAUUGCCCUUUACCAAUAUACGAAUUUAUGUCAAGAACUUCUGCUGUUUCACAGCCUCCCGAACGUGCAGAAGUUAAGUUCACAAAGAUGGCUAUCUAUAAUGAAAAGUGUGACAUUUUUACUGGAAAAUGGAUACCUAACCCCAAGGCGCCAUACUACACAAAUUCUACGUGUUGGGCGAUUCAUGAGUAUCAGAACUGCAUGAAAUAUGGAAGGCCAGAUGAUGAGUUUAUGAAAUGGAGGUGGAAACCGGACGCUUGUGAGUUACCUAUCUUCAAUCCAAAUGAGUUUCUUGAUAUCGUCAAAGGCAAGUCGAUGGCAUUUCUAGGGGAUUCUUUGGGAAGAAACCACAUGCAAUCCUUAAUAUGCCUCUUAUCCAAGGUAGAAACUCCAAUUGACGCCUCAUAUGUAGAAGAUGAUCACUUCAGACGCUGGAACUACACUAGUCGCAACUUCACCCUUGCAGCGUUAUGGUCACCCUUUUUGGUGAAAUCUGGGAAGGCAAAUACAGGGCCAGACCAUUAUAAUCUCUACCUUGAUGAAGUUGAUUGGAAUUGGGCUUCAAAGAUUGAAGAAUUUGAUUACGUGAUCCUCAACUCUGGGAAUUGGUUUUAUCGUCCAAGCUUUUACUAUGAAAACCACCAGUUUGUGGGCUGUAGCUCUUGUCAAAUGGAUAAUGUGACUGACCUCUCAAUGACUUACGGAUAUCGAAAAGCACUCAAGACAGCCUUUGGUACUCUCAAAAGCUUGAAGAACUACAAGGGAAUAACAUUCCUUAGGACUUUCCCACCUUCCCAUUACGAAAAUGGGAACUGGAAUGCUGGUGGCAAUUGCCUAAGAAAAGUGCCGUACAUGAAAAAUGAGAUUUCUUUGGAGGGUACACCGUUAGAGAUUUACUUGACUCAAGUGGAGGAAUUCAAGGCUGCAGAGAAAGAAUGGGAGGAAAAAGGGUUGAGGUUUAAGUUAUUUGAUACAACUCAAGCCAUGUUGCUAAGACCAGAUGGCCAUCCUAGUAAAUAUGGGCACUGGCCGAAGGAAAAUGUGACAUUGUAUAACGAUUGUGUCCACUGGUGCUUGCCUGGACCUAUUGAUUCGUGGAAUGACUUUUUGCUUCACAUGUUGAAAAUGGAAGGUAAGGAGUCAUACCUGGAAAUGCUUGAAAAAAUUGGGGGUAAGUUUGUAUUGGAAUGA